UUAUGUCCAACACCAGGAAGUUCCGGGGGCUUUGACUGGACAUUGUUGCAGAGAGGUGGUGUUUAACUAAAACACCAAAAAUCCUCCACAACCAGCAGUUGAUUUGUAAACAGCCAAACCUGAACCACCUCGUCUUCUACCCUUCUUAUAUACAUCUAUGCUUUCACCAGAACUACAGAAAAACAGAAAGAAGAAACAUUAAGGUGCUGGCAAAACAAUGGGGAUCACUAAACUGGCAGAUUUGAUCCGCUCAGGUGCUCCAGGUGCUAUUUCUCAUAAGGAUAUCAGUGACUACACAGGAAAAGUAAUUGCACUGGAUACCUCCAUUGUUAUGAACCAGUUCCGUGCAGCGACGCCUUCCCUAAGCCCUCUGACAGGCCUCUUCUUCCGCACGCUCACCUUUCUGGAACAUGACAUAAAGCCAGUCUUUGUGUUCGACGGAAAGCCUCCCAGGGAAAAGACAGCUGUUCUUGAGAAGCGAGCUGAGGCAGCUGGUUGGAGCUCCCCCAGCUGCACCGGCACAGCAUCAUCCCUGACCAAAGAUUGUCUCCAGCUUCUGAAGCUUCUGGGUGUACCAGUCAUCCAGGCUCCAGGGGAUGCUGAGGCACGGUGCGCCCAUCUGGUGAGAGAGGGGACUGUGGACGCUGUGGCAUCAGAGGACAUGGACACACUGCCGUUUGGAGAUAUUCUCAUUCGCCAGCUGAAUGCCAAGAAGGACAGUGAAGUCAUUGAAUAUUCUUUGCCCAAGCUGUUAGAGAAGCUCCAAAUUAGUCACAAGGAGUUUGUUGAUCUGUGUAUUUUAUUGGGCUGUGACUACUGUGACAAGAUAACUGGUCUGGGUCCUAAGAGAGCUCUGACACUGAUCCAGAAGCAUCGUACUAUUGAGAAUGUGGUUUUGCACAUCAACAGAAAGACCCAUCCUGUGCCACAUUUCUGGAAGUACGAAGAAGCCCGGAAGAUAUUCUUGGAUGCACCACAAACAGUAGCUCCUGAACUCACCUGGACUGAGCCAGAUGAAGAAGCCUUGGUUCGGUUCCUCUGUUACGUCAAACGCGUUAAGGAGGACAGGGUCCGUCGUCGAAUGGGGAAGUACCGUCAGAUGCGGGAAAGUAACCGGGAGGACAGGGAAAAGGAGAGGGCAGCAGGGCGCAGCAGGCAGUCUCGCAUGGAGGACUUCUUUAGAGUUACCAGAAAGAGGGAUCAGCCUGUGGAAGCUGCAGACUCUUUAAGCAGCAACAGAAAGAGACCAAAGUCGAAAUAAGGCCACCACCAUCUGCUGCUUGCUGCCUCCACCAU
Molecule: messenger RNA, 1296 nt
Organism: Micropterus salmoides (largemouth bass)
Lineage: Eukaryota; Metazoa; Chordata; Actinopteri; Centrarchiformes; Centrarchidae
Product: probable flap endonuclease 1 homolog
Cellular component (GO): nucleus
Molecular function (GO): 5'-flap endonuclease activity; magnesium ion binding; 5'-3' exonuclease activity
Source: RefSeq, a predicted model, not a curated record